Clupea harengus (Atlantic herring) is the source of this 3134-nucleotide messenger RNA. Its product is annotated as NACHT, LRR and PYD domains-containing protein 3-like. Lineage: Eukaryota; Metazoa; Chordata; Actinopteri; Clupeiformes; Clupeidae. Gene Ontology annotation, molecular function: protein binding. The record is from RefSeq and is a predicted model, not a curated record. The transcript is spliced from 7 exons. Bases 204 to 3095 code for a protein of 963 amino acids.
CCCACGAUCAGUCCAGGUGUGGAGUGUGUGAGAGGGUACUGAGGGACCCAGUAAUCACCACCUGUGGACACAGUUUCUGCAGGCAGUGCAUCAGCACCUACAGGGAGCAGCCUGGACUGCCAGGAGACCAAGCCUGUCCCCAGUGUGGAAAGACACGAAGAACUCAACCUCCUCUACAGCCUCAUCUGGAUAAACACACACACAUGGUAGAAAUGACCGAACAAGCUGAUGAAGUCCUGAGGAGAGUUAUAGAUAAACAUAAAGCCAGUCUGAAGAGGAGGUUUGAGAACAUAUCUGAAGGCAUCAUCAAACCAGGAGCUGAGACACCCCUCAAUAAGAUCUACACAGAGCUCUACAUCACAGAGGGAGAGAGUGAAGGGGUGAAUAAGGAACAUGAGGUUUGGCAGGUAGAGUCAGCAUCCAGAGCACAAACCACAGAAGAAACACCAAUCAACUGCAAUGACAUCUUCAAGCCCUUACCUGGACAGGAGAAACACAUCAGAACUAUGAUGACCAAAGGUGUUGCUGGCAUUGGAAAAACAAUCUCAGUGCAGAAGUUCAUUCUUGAUUGGAUAGAUGGGGUAGCGAAUCAGGAUGUACACUUUAUGUUUCCCCUUCCUUUCCGUGAGCUGAAUUUAGUCAGGGAUAAUCAGUAUAGUCUUUACAAACUCCUGCUUGACUUCCACCCUGAGCUGAAGGAGCUGAAGAAUGAUGAAGAAUACAACAACUGUCAGAUUGUGUUCAUCUUUGAUGGUUUGGAUGAGAGUCGAUUACCUCUGAAUUUCCAACAGAGCAUGAUAUCUGAUUUCAAACAAAUAUCGUCAGUGGAUGUUCUGAUGACAAGCCUCAUUCAGGGAACUCUGCUUCCCUCUGCACACAUCUGGAUAACCUCACGACCAGCAGCAGUCAGUCAAAUUCCUGCUCAGCGCAUCGAUCAGAUCACAGAAGUACGAGGGUUCAAUGACCCACAGAAGGAAGAGUACUUCAAGAAGAGAAUCCGUGAUGAGAGUCAGGCCAGCAGAAUCAUCUCACACAUUAAGGCAUCCAGGAGUCUCCACAUCAUGUGCCACAUUCCAGUCUUCUGUUGGAUUGCAGCCACUGUACUUCAGCAGAUGCUGGAACAGGACAACACCCAGGAAAUCCCCAAAACUCUGACUGAAAUGUUCAUACACUUUCUACUCAUCCAGAUCACAAGAAAGAAUCAGAAGUAUCAAAGUGGAAAACAAACAAAUAAAGAGCAGCUUCUGGAAUCACAGGAAGAAAUUAUACUGAAGCUGGCAAAACUGGCUUUCAACAAUCUAGAGAAUGGCAAUGUCAUGUUUUACGAAGAAGACCUGAGAGAGUGUGGCAUUGAUGCCAGUGAAGCCUCAGUGUACUCCGGCAUGUGCACUGAAAUCUUCAAGGAAGAGUCUGUGUUUCACCAGAGGAAGGUCUACUGCUUUGUGCAUCUGAGCAUCCAGGAGUUUCUGGCAGCACUUCAUGUCUUUGUCUCCUACAGCAAUCAGAUGAAGACCAUAGGGACAUUUUUCUGCUUGGAAGAAUCACUGAAGUUGGCAGUAACCAAAGUUUUGGAAAGCAGGAAUGGACACCUGGAUCUUUUCCUUCGCUUCCUUAUGGGUAUCUGUCUGGAGAGCAAUCAGAGACUUUUGGGAGGUCUACUGAACCACACACACAACAGCUCAGAGAGCAUUAAGAGAAUGUGUCAGUACAUUAAAGAGCUCAAUAAAGAGGAUCUCUUCCCUGAAAGAUGCAUCAGUCUUUUGCAGUGCUUAUCUGAAGUGAACGAUCAUUCCAUGCAUGAGGAAAUUCAAGAGUACCUGAAAUCACCAAAGGGCAUCAAAAAUGAAUUGUCUCCUGCUCACUGUUCAGCACUGGCCCACAUACUUCUGAUGUCUGAGGAGGUGCUGGAUGAGUUUGACCUGAAGAAAUACAACACAUCAGAUGAGGGACGCAGGAGAAUGAUCCCAGCCCUGAGGUGCUUCAGAACAGCACAACUUGAUGGGUGUAAACUUAAUCAGAUGUCCUGUGAAACAGUGAAGAGAUCUCUGCAGUCUGGCAACUCCUUGAUACAGCUGGAUCUGAGUUGCAAUCCCCUAGGAGAUUCUGGAGUUAAGAUUCUUUCUGCAGGACUAACCAGUCCCCACUGUAAACUGCAAACCUUGAGACUUGGUGACUGUAAACUCAGUUAUGAAUCCUGCAAGAUUGUGGCCUUUCGUCUGCAGUCAGUAAACACCCUUAUAGAGAUGGACAUGGGUCACAAUGAUCUUGGAGAUUCUGGAGUCCAGCUUCUGUGUAAGGGAUUGGCCAGUCCUUACUGUGAACUGCAGAUAGUAAGGCUGUCUGGUUCUCUCAUCUCAGAGGAAGGCUGUGGAUUUCUGGCAUCAGCUCUGUCUUCAAACCCCUCUCAUCUAAAAGAGCUAGAUCUGAGCUACAACCAUCCUGGAGAAUCAGGACUUAAGCUGUUAUCUGCUAGACAGGAGGAUCCUCACUUUAAACUGGAGAAACUUAAUGCGGACCACUGUGCAGAAAUCAGACUCAGACCAGGUGUGCGGAAAUAUGCCUGUGAGCUCACACUGGACCCAAACACAGCAGACAAAAAUCUCUCUCUCUCCGAGGGGAACAGAAAGGUGACACGUGUGAAAGAGGAUCAGCCGUAUCCUGACCACCCAGAGAGAUUUGACAGGUGGAAUCAGGUGUUGUGUAGCGAGGGUCUGUCUGGACGCUGCUACUGGGAGGCUGAGUGGAGUUGGGAUGGGGCUAUUAUAGCUGUGGCGUAUAAAAACAUCCAGAGGAAAUGGCAGAAUGAUGUCAACGCACUGGGUUGUAAUGACAAGUCCUGGAGUCUGGACUGCUCUCCUAACAGAUACUCUGCCGGGCACAAUAACAAACGCACUGACAUACCUGUCCCCUCCUCCCGCUCCAGAAGAGUAGGAGUGUACCUGGACUGGCCAGCUGGCACUCUGUCCUUCUACAGCGUCUCCUCUGACACACUCUUCCACCUGCACACGUUCCACUCCACAUUCACUGAGCCCCUCUAUCCUGGGUUUAGGGUUUGGGAUAAUAACUCCUCAGUGUCCCUGUGCCAGAUCACAUGACCUCCCCAUGCCACAGGAACACAGGAGUCACCCACUCCU